GACAUGCGAACACACCCUGGGCCGGCCACACUAUCAGCUGGAGGUGGGGAGGGUGCGGGUGCCGGGCAGCCAGUGGCCCACGCCUGCCAGGCGCAGACUCCCCAGCUCAGCUCGGGAUCCAAGCUCCAGGCUGUGGAGGAGCAGGGUGGGAGCAAGGGAGGUGGAGGCCGAGAAGGGUAGGUCUCCCUUUGCCAGCUCCCACCACCACACCCCAGCCAGCUUUUUUCCUGUUAUUUGUGCUCUGGGAAAGCACAGCUGAGUUCCUGGAAGAGAUGCCUGCUACCUAGGCUCAGAGGAAAAGCGGCAGCCUGGGACUAGGGCCUGGGCCUGUCCCUGCCGGCCUGGGGGUUCCGUAUUGGAGCCACACUGUCUGGGAACAGGCCCUGCACUAGGCCAGCAGCCUGGAGAGUCACCGAGGGAUGAGGACGUUACUAUCCAGUGGGACGCCCUUUCUGCCCUCGGGGCCCCAAGUGCACAGCACCCAGGAGCCUGGCCGAGCUUGAUGCCUUGUCGUCUCCCCUCGCGCACAGGCAUCUGCGAGUGACCCGACCAGCCAUCUCCCUGCUGCAUGGAACGGCUGCAGAAGCAACCUCUUACCUCCCCCGGGAGCGUCAGCUCCUCCCGAGGCUCCAGUGUUCCCGGCUCUCCCUCAAGCAUUGUGGCCAAGAUGGAUAACCAGGUGCUGGGCUACAAGGACUUAGCUGCCAUCCCCAAGGACAAGGCCAUCCUGGACAUUGAGCGGCCUGACCUCAUGAUCUACGAGCCUCACUUUACCUAUUCUCUCCUGGAACACGUAGAGCUGCCCAGAAGCCGGGAGCGCUCACUGUCACCCAAAUCCACAUCCCCCCCACCAUCCCCAGAGGUGUGGGUAGAGAGCCGAUCCCCUGGAACGAUUUCUCAAGCUUCAGCCCCAAGAACCACUGGGACCCCCCGAACCAGCCUGCCCCAUUUCCACCAUCCUGAGACCACCCGCCCAGAUUCCAACAUCUAUAAGAAGCCGCCCAUCUACAAGCAGAGAGAGUCCUUGGGAAGCAGCCCUCAGAGCAAGCACCAGAUUGAGGACCUCAUCAUUGAGUCAUCUAAGUUCCCUGCGGCCCAGCCCCCUGACCCCAACCAGCCAGCCAAGAUUGAAACUGACUACUGGCCAUGCCCCCCGUCACUGGCUGUUGUGGAAACAGAAUGGAGGAAGCGGAAAGCAUCUCGGAGAGGGGCAGAGGAGGAGGAGGAGGAGGAAGAUGAUGACUCCGGGGAGGAAAUGAAGGCUCUCAGAGAGCGUCAGAGAGAGGAACUCAGAAAGGUUACUUCCAACUUGGGAAAGAUGAUCUUGAAAGAAGAGAUGGAAAAGUCAUUGCCUAUCCGGAGGAAAACCCGCUCCCUGCCUGACCGAACACCCUUCCAUACUUCUUUGCAUGCUGGAACAUCUAAGUCAUCUUCUCUCCCAGCCUACGGCAGGACCACCCUGAGUCGGCUACAGUCCACAGACUUCAGCCCGUCCGGGAGUGAGACUGGAAGCCCAGGCCUGCAGAACGGAGAGGGCCAGAGGGGGAGGAUGGACCGGGGGAACUCCCUGCCCUGUGUGCUGGAGCAGAAGAUCUACCCCUAUGAAAUGCUGGUGGUGACCAAUAAGGGGCGAACCAAGUUGCCUCCAGGUGUGGACCGAAUGAGGCUCGAGAGGCAUCUGUCAGCUGAGGACUUCUCCAGGGUAUUUGCCAUGUCUCCCGAAGAGUUUAGCAAGCUGGCUCUGUGGAAGCGGAAUGAACUCAAGAAGAAGGCUUCUCUCUUCUGACGGCCCCCACACUCCCACUCUCCGUGACUGACCCUCACCCCUGCUGCUCUCGGGAGCUGGGUCACUAGACCCUAAAGCAUCAUCUCUUGGGGGAGCAGGGAAGUGGGCAGAGGUGGAAUUGGCUCCAUUUUCCUCCUCUCAGUGCUGGGUUGUGGGAUAUGGAGAUUCCAUAAUGAGCUGGAGGCCUCCCCUCAUCCUUGGUCCUCACUGCACAGGGCAAACCCAGGCUGGACUCCAGCACACACAGAGUUAAUGUCUGCACCCUCACCCUGCCCCCACCCCAUGAAGAGAGAUCGCCAGAAGAAUGGAGUGGGGAGACAUGAACAUGGCACUUGGUGGUCAGGCCUGUUACUGUCUUGACAGUGGGUGGGUGGGUGGAACCCUCAGCCUGGCAGGGGGAGGUGAGGAUGGGAAGCAGCAGGCAUGCAGGGACAGCUCCAGGACCCCGUGUUUGCCCAGCACUCCACCAUGCCUCAUCUCAGACAGCUUCCUCUGCACCUGGCCUCCCGCCUCUCUGACUCCAGCAGUAGGUAGGUUGAGCUCAGCCUCCAGCAGGGAGGCUGCCCUGCCUCCAGCUUACCCUCUUCUCUCCUUGAAAAUCUUACGCUUUGAAGCCUCAUGCUCAGCCCUGUGGCUUCCCGAGAAGCCUUGGCUUAGAGUGGAGAUGUUGCCUAUACCGAACCCCAGCCCCACAUCAGCCUCCAGGCAAAGUGAGCUAGAAUCCUACCUUCUGACACCCAGAUCCUUGGCAGAACCAGGCCUUCAGGCUCCCUCAGAUGGGGUCAAGAAGCCAGGCUACCAGGUUCCACCCAUACCCAUGCAUUCCCCAUCAUGCUCUCUGAAGAAUGUAAUUUAUUGGGGCACCCCCAGCUGCUUUCUUUACCCAAUCCUCUGCCCUACCUAAUCACAUUCUCAGCUUUUCUUCUCUACAAAUACAUAUGUGUAUAUAAUUAUAUAUAUAUAUAUUUUUGCCGAGGUCUGGGUUUUGUUCCUGCCCAGACCCUGGCAUCCCUUUCCACUGUGUGUAUGUGUGAGAUGAUGCUGGGGGAGGGGAACUCUGCUUGGAAUUAAAAGGUUGCAUUGGGUCCCCAAAUGUACUUGUUCUUUAUGAGCCUCCCCGUCUGGGUAAGAGGGAUGGAUGGUGCCAGGCUCAGGGAAGUCAUGGAGUGAAGGUUCAAAAGGAGACACAUAGGGUUGGAGGAGGUGGAACAAUGGCACACACAUGGUCCUUCCCCAUCCUGGGCCACAGAAGCAGGGGCUGGUCCAGCAGGUUCCCAUCUGCCACUUCUCCUCAGGGGCUAUGUGAUGCUGAAUGGCAGAAGGGACAGAAACAUACUCCUGAGCCUGAUAGAAGAGCCAGCUGGGAGGAAAGGCUGCUCCGGCCUCCACUGAAGCCCACAUGCUCCCCUUCACAGGCGAGCUCCUCGAUAGCUGACAUGACAGCGCUGCAGACUCUGAGAGUUCAGUGGGGAGGCCA
Molecule: messenger RNA, 3263 nt
Organism: Molossus molossus (Pallas's mastiff bat)
Lineage: Eukaryota; Metazoa; Chordata; Mammalia; Chiroptera; Molossidae
Gene: DMTN
Product: dematin actin binding protein
Exons: 16
Coding region: 569-1786 (405 amino acids)
Biological process (GO): lamellipodium assembly; cytoskeleton organization; actin filament bundle assembly
Cellular component (GO): plasma membrane; actin cytoskeleton
Molecular function (GO): actin filament binding
Source: RefSeq, a predicted model, not a curated record